This is a messenger RNA of Lagopus muta (rock ptarmigan), 3185 nucleotides long. Its product is annotated as leucine-rich repeat and IQ domain-containing protein 4-like. The transcript is spliced from 2 exons. The record is from RefSeq and is a predicted model, not a curated record. Bases 568 to 1368 code for a protein of 266 amino acids. Gene Ontology annotation, molecular function: protein binding. NCBI's taxonomy places the organism in Eukaryota, Metazoa, Chordata, Aves, Galliformes, Phasianidae.
GAGAGAGGAGGACUUUCAGAUUUCAAAACCUAUGCUUUAUUGUGUUUGCUUAAUGUUAAAGGCACAACUGCCCUGAGGGCAGGCCCUCUUCUUGGCUGCCAGCUCCUAGGCACCAGCACCGAGUCUGUCUUCUUGCUUAAUUUACCACAUGCUUUAUCUUCAGUUGCAGUCCCCUGGGACUGACCAACAUGAAUUCCACAAACAAAACCACUUUAUGUUUUCCCACCCGCUGUUUCACUUUCUAUACACCUUCGCUUCCUGAAUACCAGCAGAUCACUGCCACCAGCUGACUGCCUGAAACAAGAGAAAACAUCCAUUAGGUGGGUUUUGUGUGCACUGCAGUGCUGGAAAGGAAGAACCUGGCCAUGUGAGAAGGGCAAAUGUUUACUCGGUGGGACGUAUCUGAGCAACCCAAACACUCUGCAUGUGUAUUGUUAAUGUGCCUGGCAGAGAGGAAAGCUGACAGAGAGCUUCAGUCAACCAAGAAACUCAGUGGUUGCCCGUGGUGCAAGCAACAAAUGAUCAGUCACCACUGUGCUCUGGAUUCAAGCAGUUUCUGGUGGGAGAAUGAAUGCAGCCAUGUCCUUCAGAUGCACCUCUACGGGUCCUGAUUUACACUGGAGAUAUCUCACAGAACAUGAUCCAAAGUGCAAAGGAAAGAAGAAACUGAAGAUUUCAGGCAGAGAUCUGGCAUCAGUCCCUACACAGGUCUUUGGGCUGGACCAGCUGCAGGCCCUGGAGAUGAGUCCAGAACGAGAGAGCUGCCUGAGGUACCGCAUGGAGCUGCUGCCCCGCGAGAUCAGCCGCUUGAAGAACCUAACCCUCCUCUAUAUGGACUCCAAUAACCUGAAGAAAAUCCCUGCUGAAAUCGGUACCUUGAGGAACUUGGAGAGGCUGACGCUGAGCAACAACCACCUGAGCUCCCUGCCCCCAGAGAUGGGGACCCUGCAGCGGCUGCACAGCCUCCACCUGGCCAACAACAGCUUCACCCACCUGCCCGCAGCCCUCUGCCAGCUGAGCAGCCUCACCUUCCUGGACCUGAGCGACAACAAAAUACGCACCAUCCCCUCCAGCAUCCGGCAGCUGAAGAAACUGGAAACGUUGCUGCUGCUCUUCAACUCACUGGAAAACCUGCCCGAGGAUGUCUGUCUUUUAAGGAAUCUGCACACACUUUGGCUGGGAAACAACCAUCUGCGAUCCCUUCCACCACGAUUUGGGGAGCUGGUCAACCUGGACUGGGGGUACAACUACUGUUCCUGCAAUUUUGAAGGGAAUCCACUAGAAAAUCCUCCCCCUGAAGUCUGUAGCAGAGGUUCCAAGGAGAUCAGAAACUAUUUCUUGUCGUUUCAUAGAGUACUGGCAGAAUAGAUGACUGGGGUCAGCCCUUCAGCUGACUGACAUGGGUUUAUGCUGUGCAAAUCAUCUGCACAAGGAAAAUGUGUUUCAGAUGGAAAAAUGUGGUGAAAUCACUCUGUGAAGCUCAAAAGCUUCCUCUCUGCUGUAAGGUGAUUUUUCUGACAGUCUUUUUUUGACACUAGUAUUGAGUGAUGGCGUAUAUCUUUCAUCAGUUGUUUUAAGGACAGCUAUAAUCAUUUCAUUAUUUAUGGCUGUAUAAAUCUAUCUCAUGAAAUGUUGCAGCCAAACCUUCAGUCAGAGAAAAUGAACAGUAUCGAGUAUGGGAGGAUAGAGUCAGGUAAACACUUUGUGGUCUGUAAAUAGAAGUAGCAAGUUUGCACACCGAGUCAAUGCUUGAGUCUGGGCUUGAACAAGUGCAGGCUGAGAUUUAUCUCAGUGUUUAAUGCCAUUCAGACUUGGGGAUUUAGAUUUGCUUCACAUGGAUCAGAAUUUCUUUACUUUUCAUGGUAUUUCACUGUUUUGCACUUGCAGAAUCACCUCAGGGUUCUGGAUAGAAGCAACCUAUAUCCAGGUUGCAGAAGGUAAUAUGCAAAUGAUGUCUCCAUUGCUUUGGCAGAACAUAAUGUGUAUCUUAUCAUGCUUCUCUUGAGCAGCAGCACUGGUACGGAACUGUGGCUCUCCUGUGAAAUAGCACAUAGCUGGGGCUGGUUUGUCAAUCCCUGUGGAGUUACACAGAGCAAUAAUGGAAUGCGGGUAGCCCUCCUUUAUUGCAUGCAGCCCCAGCAGAAGGUUUCCACCUCUACCACGUCUGGAAAAGUGUUCAGAGAUAUUAAAAUAUGAGUAUGCAAACUUUCUGCAAGGGAAUAUUUCUGAGCAUUCUUGUUUGCAGUCAAAAAAAGGCUUCAUCAGUGCUGUAUUAUGGAAAUUUGCUGAGACUCCCUUCCUUUCAUUUUAUUUUCUCUCCCCUUAAUUUCUCAUCAGUAUUUUCUUCCCACCUACCCUUUGCUCUUGUUGGGUGUUUUCUGUCAGGCUGUUGCCUCUGUCCUUAUCUUCCUUUUUCAUUAUUGCCUCCUCAAAAGCAUCUCAUUCCCUAAUAAAUGCCAUUAUUUGCCCUUUUUUGUCUUUUGUCUUUUAUUUUUCAUUUGGCCAGUGUGCAAAAAAGCUGCAACUUCGUGUCUUUCCAGGAAGGAAGGGUGGAAUUGGGCUUGCUGGGAUCUGAGCAUGGGCUUCCAGGUUUUGUGGAGAGGGACUGUUGGUGUGUGAGACACAGAUAUAUGGAUCAUUAAGUGUGUUGUUCAGGCAUUGUCUUCUCCUUGGUCAGCAAGAGAAUGUGGGACCAGAACAGAUGCUGAAAUUGUACCAAGUAACAAAACACAAUGGCAGAUAUUCUUGGCAUGGACUGAUUUGUACAGUGCUCUGACAUUGGGUCUGGCCCUGACCUAUGUGCUGUGAAGCUUUCAAGCCAGUAUCACCUUUUCAUGAUUUAGUAACCAGAUUUGGUAUAGGUGUAGUAUAUCACAUUGCUGUAAAUUAAUGCAUGCUAAUGAUGGGCAUGCAAUAAUGCCUCAGCAGCUUCUUUCUUUGUUUUCCUGCAGGCAAUUAUUUUUAAAGGCUUGGAGGCGAAUUAUGUGGCACAGGAAACAAAAGAUUAAAGGGAUUAUAUUGCCUUGCUUGUUUGGGUCUUCUGUGGCAGCAUGAAGAAUCAGAAACCUGUUUACUUUUCAAAGGAGAUUUGCAGCAUGAUAGGAGACUGUACGUGAAGUAGCUCCUAAAGCUGGUCUUAGACUGAUAGAGCCAGCAUGGAGCUCACUGCAGCUGACUCCCAAAGU